AUGCGUCCAUCUCCCAGCGACUCCUCGUCCGAGCAGUCCUCUUCUCAGCCGCCGGAGCAGCAGUCCGAGUUCGAAUCGGCUUUGGAUCCUGAUCAAUAUGAUCCCUACAAUCCUUACUCAUAUGCAGGCCAUAGUGCUGAGACGUCGGAGGAUGGGGGACAUGCGCCUUCGAUGAACCCGUACGAACUCCCUCCAGGUUAUGACGCAGCCACUCUUGAUCCCUUCUACAAUCCCUCUAUGGGUUACCACAACCAAUCCCUCAACUUCCAUCUCUACACCUCCCCUCGCCCGGAAGCUCUCUCACACCGGUACUUCAUCUCCGAUGAGAUUCGAGAAGAGCUGCAGAGACGAUCGGAGACUGUCCGUGCCGCGCCGCCCAACGGCCUCGGUCUGCCAGAGGAGCUGCAGGGAUACCACUCCCUCGUUCCGCUAGAGCCCAUUGGCGCAGAGCGUCGCAAGUUCGGCAACUGGUACUCCACCUUGUACCGCGCAACGAACUCGAGCGACGGCGUGACCUACGUUCUGCGCCGCGUUGAGAACUUCCGUCUCAUGCAGCAAGCCGCAUUCUCAAGCAUCGAGACGUGGUCACGCCUUCGACAUCCGAACAUCGUCUCUGUGCACGAGGCGUUCACGACUCGCGCAUUCAAUGACUCGUCCCUCGUCGUGGUGUACGAAGAUCAUCCGGACGCGCAGACCAUCCACGAGGCGCAUAUCAAGGUCAAGCCACCCCAGUUCCAGCACGGGCGGCUGCAGGCACAGUCCAACCGCGUCUCUGAGCGUACCAUAUGGUCGUACAUCAUCCAAAUCGCGAAUGCGCUCAAGGCAACACAUGACGCUGGGCUUGCCGUGAGGCUCAUCGACGCGACCAAGAUUCUUGUCACUGGCAAGAACCGGGUGCGACUGGGCUCGUGCGGCAUAGUGGACGUGCUCAUGUACGACAUGCCGGCGGACCUCACGCAGAUGCAACAGGAUGAUUUGACGAUGCUCGGCGCACUCAUCAUGCAGCUGUGCACGGGCAGCAUGAGCUCGAUGCACAACAUCCAGAAGGCGGUCGAGAGCAUUGGCCGGAACUACUCUGCGGACCUGAAGAGCGUCGUGCUCUUCUUACUCUCGAAGCCCGCGCACAGGACUAUCGGACAGCUCUUCGACAUGAUCGGCAGUCGGCUGCUGACCGAGCUAGACGAGACUCAGAACGCCGUCGACCGACUGGAGGGCGAGCUGAUGACCGAGCUCGAGAACGCGCGCCUCGUCCGUCUGCUCUGCAAGUUCGGUUUCAUCAACGAGCGCCCCGAGCACAACCACGAGACGCGAUGGUCAGAAACCGGCGACCGGUACAUCGUCAAGCUGUUCCGGGACUACGUCUUCCACCAAGUCGACGAGGUCGGGCGGCCGGUCGUGGACAUGACCCACGUGCUCGCGUGCCUCAACAAGCUCGACGCGGGCACGGACGAGCGCAUCAUGCUCGUCUCGCGCGACGAGCAGAGCUGUCUCGUCGUUAGCUACCGCGAGGUCAAGGCAUGUAUCGAGUCUGCGUUCACUGAACUGGUUCGAGCUUGA
Molecule: messenger RNA, 1557 nt
Organism: Trametes versicolor FP-101664 SS1
Lineage: Eukaryota; Fungi; Basidiomycota; Agaricomycetes; Polyporales; Polyporaceae
Exons: 10
Coding region: 1-1557 (518 amino acids)
Biological process (GO): protein phosphorylation; nuclear-transcribed mRNA poly(A) tail shortening; mRNA processing
Cellular component (GO): P-body; PAN complex
Molecular function (GO): poly(A) binding; protein kinase activity; ATP binding
Source: RefSeq, a predicted model, not a curated record